AGCCGGUGCGGCUGUGAGGGGCCGCAUCUCGCCGCCGCCGGCCGGCCGGGCAUGGUGUUGGGCGCCGGGCCCGCCUCGCCUGUUUCGGGGUGCCCAGGAUAAAGGUAGCAGUGAUGCUGACACUGGCAAGCAAACUAAAGCGGGAUGAUGGUCUCAAAGGAUCCCGGGUGUCAGCCACGGCCUCCGACUCCACUCGGCGGGUUUCUGUGCGAGACAGGCUGCUUGUUAAAGAGGUUGCAGAACUUGAAGCUAAUUUACCUUGUACGUGUAAAGUGCAUUUUCCUGAUCCAAACAAGCUUCAUUGCUUUCAGCUAACUGUCACCCCAGGUGAGGGUUACUACCAGGGCGGAAAGUUUCAGUUUGAAACUGAAGUUCCAGACGCGUACAACAUGGUGCCUCCCAAAGUGAAAUGCUGGACCAGGGUCUGGCACCCCAACAUCACAGAGACGGGCGAGAUAUGUCUCAGUUUACUGAGAGAACAUUCGACUGACGGCACCGGCUGGGCCCCUACGAGGACACUGAAGGAUGUUGUUUGGGGAUUAAACUCUUUGUUUACUGAUCUUUUGAAUUUUGAUGAUCUACUGAAUAUUGAAGCUGCAGAACAUCAUUUGAGGGACAAGGAGGACUUUCGGAAUAAAGUUGAAGACUACAUUAAGCGCUACGCCAGAUGAUAGGAGGAGAGGACUGCGGGGCUGGGGACCAUGCAUUAGAAGUUGGUCUCCAGCUGAAACGAGAAGGGAACCUCCUCCCCAGUCCUCGGCUCCCCUCAGUCCCGCUGGGCCGUCCGAGGCCUGUGACCACGUUGUCCUGAGG
This is a messenger RNA of Hippopotamus amphibius kiboko, 813 nucleotides long. RefSeq names its product NEDD8-conjugating enzyme UBE2F-like. Gene Ontology annotation, biological process: protein neddylation. The coding region runs from base 114 to 671 and encodes 185 amino acids. The transcript has a single exon. NCBI's taxonomy places the organism in Eukaryota, Metazoa, Chordata, Mammalia, Artiodactyla, Hippopotamidae. Gene Ontology annotation, cellular component: nucleus. The record is from RefSeq and is a predicted model, not a curated record. Gene Ontology annotation, molecular function: NEDD8 transferase activity.